AAGCUCAAUUUAUUCUUUUCAGUUUGAUUGAUCAUUGAUCAUAGAUACUUUUGACUAAUUUACAACUUAUUUAAAGCUUAAUAUAAGUAUUAGUAAGAGACCUGAUAGUUGUUUUAACUCAUAUAUUUGUGUGUUAGUAUUAGAUGGUAUAUUACUGUUUUAGGCAGAUUGUAUAUUUUCUGAGUUAUUGGCAACACUGAGAUAGUAGACUUCGAGGAUAUUAAUUAUGGAAUAUUAGAACAAUGCCUUUAAUAUAUAAUACAAGAUUAAAUGUGUUUAAGAGGAGCAAUUUCAUUCUCUAAUUAGCUGAAUUUUAUCUUGUAUAAGGUUUAGAGUAGCAUUUUUUUUCUGAGUUUUGUUCUUUUCUCAAUCUCUUCAUUUAGACUUUUAAAUUUACUUAGAACACCUCACAAACUGCCAUAAUCUGAAGUUACAUUGCCUACCAAGGUGUGAGGGUGUUUGUUGGUUCAUGAUCAACCCCGUUUAGAGGUUGAUUAAAUUGGUUAGGGCUCUCUCAUAUGUAAUUGUAAGUUCUGGUGUGCAUUUAAUCUUUUUCGUAUGAGAGAAGGCAGUUGGAAGUUGGAACUUAUUUUUAUACUAUUGCUCCCAUUUUGCGCCCAAAUUUUCUUUGGUUAUUAUAUUUGACAGAGUUUUGUGCUGUGAUGCAUUUCUUCAUGUGAGAAACUUCUUAUAUGACAUUUGAUAGUGUUUUGCUCUGUCGUUGUUUAUAGUAUUCAAAUGUUGUUGUACCAUGGUGCAUUCAUGAGUGUGGUGUUAGACUGAUACAUUCUGAAGACUUGUGUCCAGAAAUAGGAUCAUGGCUUGUGCACAUGCCCAUUUGAUUGUCUUGAAUUAUGUUGUAUUGCAAUUGAUAUUUUAAGUAUUUCUUGAUGGAAAUUAUUGUCAAAAUAUAUUUGAGUUUAUGAAACGCAACCAUGUCAGAUGGUAUACCGAGAUUCUGAUAAGGUAUUCUUAUGGCCUUCCCCUCUGAACAUUUUAACAGAACACAAUUAUUAUCUGAGCCACCCUGGAAGAAUGUUGGACAAUGAUUUUAUCAUUAAUUUCAGUUAAUAUAUAUUAUAUAUUUUGAUUAAGCUCUAGUAUUUGAUGUGUUUCUUAUCAAAUGGAGAGAUGGAGAGAGAAAAGAAAAGAUAAAGUAGCUUUUGUAAUAUGUAUUUUAAACAACUAUACCUUGCCCUUAUGCAGGUUGCUUUUUUUCAUGGGACAAAGGUUGUUCAAUUUAAACAUAUUGUGAAAUUUGUGCUCCAACUUUUAUGACAAUGCUAGGAUUGCAAGCAGACAUGCAGCACAAAAGCCACUUGCUAGGGUGUUAUACUGCUUGGGACCUUAAUUUGGAUGUUAAUGGCACUGUAUGGCCCUCAGAUAAUGCUGAUAGAAUUGUAAGGAAUAGACAUUACAAUAAUGGUGCUUUGCCACUGUCUUCAGACUUGAACAUCUUGGACAACAAGGAUUUACUAAAGCAGACAAUGCUCAAGCAUGAAGCAGAAUUUAGGAAUCAGAUCCAUGAACUCCAUCGGCUAUACAGGAAACAGAAGGAAUUAAUGGAUGAAAUGAAAAAGAUUGAGUUAUAUAAACAUCAUCACAGUCUGGGCACCUUACAACCAAAUCAAUCCCCUGUUUCAGAAGCUAAAGAUGGAAACAGAGGGCAAGCAGGUCAUGAUCCUAUUCACAUAGAAUGCUCUUCAAAGGCCCCUGAGUUCAUGGAGUCCAAUUGCAAAAUGUUUGGCAAAAAGAUCUUGGAUCUUGAACUUCCAGCUGAUGAGUACAUUGAUAGUGAAGAAGAGGGAUUUUCAGAAGUGAAAAUGGCUCCUGAAGUGACUGAUAUACCAACUAAUGCUCUAAAGAAAAUUCCUGAGGUUAAAGAUAGGGGUGAUAAAGAACUACCCAUUAGUGCCAGUGGGUGCAACUCUGUUUUCCCUGAAGGCAAUUUUAUUCCUAGUUCCAUUUCUUUGAAGAGUAAAGUUUUAGCUGAUUUAAACAUUCCUGUCAAACUUGAGGAAGAUAAAAUUCCUGAGCUCAGUGACUUUCAGGAUCCUAUUAUCGGCCACAGAGAAACUUCAUUGCAAGAUCUCUCUGGAAAAUCAAAUUCAAGCUUUGAAGUUCUGUCUAAGGAGGUGAUUCCAAAUAGCCAGAUAAUGAGGGAUCCAGAAGCAGACUUGGAUAUUUUAUUUCUGGAUAAGCACAAUAUGCAAAGAGAACACAUAACUUGUAAUGAUAAAGCUGGGCAAAGCAGAAAUGAUUUGAAUUCUUCCUGCCAAGAUCUCUAUACGGAAAAAUUAUCAAUUGAGCACAUUGAUGAUGAGCAAGCUGAAGAUUCUUCAACACCUCAUGGUUUGGAUGAGGCUAAAGGUAAGUUAUGCAAUGAAAUUUUACAGUGUGUUGGAGGAGACAUCUCUUCUCAUAGCUAUAAACCAGUUGCUACUGUAGACAUGCGCAGCUCAUAUCAGAUAGUUCCUUUGGCUGAUAAAAUGAACUCUGAGUCAUCCUCUGUUUCAUCUUGGAGAUGUGACUUGAAACGGAGCCCUAUAGCAGUUCAAGCACUUCCAUGUUUUAAGGGAAAAAGUUCUAAAUCAUUUACCCGAAGCCUUGGGCUUGCUGGAAAUGAGCUUUGUCUUAGCACAAAAUUGUUAUCUAGGCCAAAGUUGUGUAGUGCUGCUACCUUCCCACAGGAAAGUUGGCAGAAUGAUUUUCAGCUGGAGGGUCAGCCACCAUCUACAAGUUCUGUUUCACUGAACUGCAAUAAUGACAAUGGCUCUGCAUUUGAGCGACAUAGUCCUGCGAAAUAUACCAAGGAUUUCAAGUAUGUGAUGUCUGUAAAGAGUUUGGAUCUCAAUUUUGUCUUGCCUAGUUUCUCCACAGAUGUGGCUUGUUCCCAAGGUGCUUCUUCUAUACUUGGUGAAAAGACACUUGAAAAUUCAACUGGUUGUUCUCAAAUUGCUGAAACGCCAAUACAUGAUAGCAAAUCUGGUGAAAGGAAAGACCAGUCAGUCCCCCUGGAAUGUGUCCUUAAACAAGCUAAUUCAGUGUGUGUUCAUGAUGCUGAGUUGGAUAAGGUGGAGGCGAGCAACUCCCUUGAUUUUAAGAGGAUACUUGGAUUUCACAGGUAUAACAAGCCUCCUAUUCCCAAUGGCCAGUGCUCAUCUCAUGCCUCCCCUGCCGGAAACCAUUCAAAUUCUUGUGCAAAAGAAGACAUCAAGGACAAAGAAAAGGAUAGGCUACCUGAUAUGAACUUGGAAGUUGAUCAUGUGCCUUUCAGAGGAAAACAACUACCUGUGGCUGAGUUGUUUUCCAAAAGCAAACCUUGUGGAAAACAUCCAACUUUUGGAGUUCUCAUUGACCUGAACUCUUGCUUAUCUCUGGAUGCAUCUCCACUAAUACCUUCACAUUCAAAUGAAAUAGAUUUGGAGCCACCUGCAAGUCCGGAAAACAAAGAGAGGUCGCCACCUAGGGGGGAAUCUGAUGAAAACCAACUUGAGACACCUUUGGUAUCUUCAGGACUAGAAGAUGGGGAUCUGCAAGAGGCACUAGUUAGGAUUGCAGCGGAGGCUAUAGUUUCCAUUUCAUCUUCUGAGAUUCAGACUUGUAAAGAAAGCACCAGUUGUGAACCUUUUAAAGCUUCCUGGAAUAAUUCCCUCUAUUGGUUUGCAAGGGUGGCUUCUUCAGUAGUGGAUGAUCCGGGAAGUGAAUUUGGAGUUAACGUAGGUGUUAAGGAUCAUGGUGAUCAUGAGGAGUAUUUAUCUGAUGGAAUUGAUUACUUUGAGGCCAUGACAUUGAACCUAACAGAGAUAACGGUAGAAGAGUCUUGGUGUAAAAGCAAUGGGCCAAAAAAGGAAGAAAUGAGUGCAAAUUUUUUGAGAAACCAGCCAAAGAGGGGUCGAACGAGGAGGGGAAGACAGCAGCGGAAGGACUUUCAAAGUGAAAUUCUUCCAAGCCUUGCCUCUCUUUCAAGGUAUGAGGUGACUGAGGAUCUUCAGAUGAUAGGAGGGUUAAUGGAAGCUGCUGGUGCUCGGAGGGAAAGUUGUUCUUCAAGAAAUGUAGGUAGAAAUGGAUAUGCAAAAGGGAGGCGACGGUCUAAUGCCCGUGCUUCCAAUAUAAUGGAGAGCACGAUGAACACAUUGCUGAAGCAGCAGUCUGUUAAUGAUGAUGUGGGUAUCCAGCAGAGAAGACUAAUAGAGUGGGGGAAGAUAACAAGAAGGCCUCGGGGGCCAAGAUGUCCAUCGAGUAAUCCUCGGCUUAUAUUAGGCCAAGUAUAGUAAGAGUAACUUUAAAGACUUUUGGGUUAUAGCUAACUGUCAUGUGAUUAUGAUGUACAUGUCAACUAAAAUAUGACAUACCAAUUACAUUUUAUAGGAGAAUAGAAGUCCAUUUUCAACUUUCAAUGGCUUUUGGUCUUGGUACUGGUCUGGUGAAUGAUGGGAUUGUGAAUAUGCUCUUUUGAACCUAAGAGUUUGUUCUAAACAGUAAAUUGAAAAUCUACCAUAUGAUAAUGGUUUUUUUGUCUA
Theobroma cacao (cacao) is the source of this 4523-nucleotide messenger RNA. Lineage: Eukaryota; Viridiplantae; Streptophyta; Magnoliopsida; Malvales; Malvaceae. The record is from RefSeq and is a predicted model, not a curated record.